Molecule: messenger RNA, 1086 nt
Organism: Galdieria sulphuraria
Lineage: Eukaryota; Rhodophyta; Bangiophyceae; Galdieriales; Galdieriaceae
Product: NADH dehydrogenase
Exons: 2
Coding region: 77-1018 (313 amino acids)
Molecular function (GO): protein-containing complex binding
Source: RefSeq, a predicted model, not a curated record
AAUAUUCACAAGUUAGUUUUGAUUUUCAACUGUUUCUCGCUAUAUAUUAUGGUAUGCCACAUUUGAUUUGGGUAAAAUGAAUCAAAGAAUUGUAACAGUUUUUGGAGCCACUGGUUUUAUUGGAAGAGAGUUUUUGCGUUGUUUGGAUAGAGAGAAAAGGGACUUUUCAGUCGUGCGAAUACUAUCCAGAAAAAAUAAAGACAUCUCGUUCUUAGAGGACUUAAACUUGAACAUAGAAUAUAUUCAAGGUUCCAUCACCUCCCAGAAAGAUGUCGAAACUGCUAUUAAGGGGGCAAGUCAUGUAGUCAACUUGGUCGGCAUUUUGUAUCCAACUAGAAAUAGUUCUUUUGACUCGAUACACCACGAGAGUGUGAAGAACAUAGCCCGCAUAUGUAACAGUGGUAGUGUCCAGCAGUUUGUGCAUAUAUCAGCUUUAGGAAGUUCUUUAGACUCUUCUUCAGAAUAUGCUAGAACCAAAGCUUUGGGAGAAAAAGCUGCCUUGUCACUGUUUCCUCAAUCCACCGUAUUGAAGCCAUCCAUUGUUUAUGGACCAGAAGACGACUUUUUCAAUCGCUUCUAUCGUAUGGCCAAAAUAUCACCUGUACUACCUCUUGUAGGAGGAGGACAAACCCAAUUUCAACCUGUAUAUGUUAGUGAUGUUGCACAAGCAAUUUUGGUUUGUUUAGAUGAAAAACAAAGUGUUGUUGGUGGCAAAGUAUAUGAACUAGGAGGACCUCACGUGAAAACAUUUCGCCAAUUAUUGAGACUAAUGCUCCGUUAUUCAGAUCCUCCCUUGAAAAGACUGUUGGUUCCUAUGCCUUUUUGGCUGGCCAAGACUCAAUCUAUUGUGUUUGAACUUGCUCAUCAGUUAUUUGGAGUUGCUCCCAUGCUAACCAUGGACCAAGUGGAACUCUUAAAAACUGACAAUAUUGUCACUGCAGGAAGCCUGAAUUUGUUAGAUUUGGGAAUUACACCUAAAAAACUGUCAAAGGAUACUUUGUCUUAUUUGAAAAGUUGACUUUUGUAAAGGCGUAGGAUAUUCUCUUUUAUAGAGCAUUCUAGACGCGGGAAUUGUUGUUCAUUUCA